Molecule: messenger RNA, 516 nt
Organism: Necator americanus (New World hookworm)
Lineage: Eukaryota; Metazoa; Nematoda; Chromadorea; Rhabditida; Ancylostomatidae
Exons: 2
Coding region: 1-516 (171 amino acids)
Source: RefSeq, a predicted model, not a curated record
AUGUUGGAGACGAAGACACUCAAAGUUGGUAUUGAUCCACGUCUUCUCAUUCGUAAACGUCCUAUUCAUGACGUCAAUUUUUCGAAAGAGUACAUGUUCAUUACCAUACUCGUGUUGACGAAGACACCCACUCCACCAACUAAUCUACUGUCGCACGUUCCUAAGAACAGUCUUUCUCCGCUACAAAGCCAGCAGGCGGUAAUUGUCGGAAUUGAUGCGAAUGCAAAGAUAGGACCUGAACAACAAUCCGAUGUCCUUGGAAAAUGGUUCUAUCCCAUGGAGCAGACAUCGGACAACGGAAAUCGUUUGAUACACCUUUGCGAGCAGACGAAUCUCAUCAUUGCAUCCACGUUUAAAGGGAAUCAUCGACGCCAUCAGCUUACGUUGCAAGAGACAACCAUAUUAACGCCAGAAGAACAGCGAAAGCGGAAGAUGCCGACUCUUAAGCUUCAGCUCGAUUACGAUCUGACGAAGAACAUACCGUUGUCAAAUAUCCGAAAAUCUAGAGUCGUCUGA